Wallemia mellicola CBS 633.66 is the source of this 1239-nucleotide messenger RNA. RefSeq lists its product as hypothetical. The transcript is spliced from 3 exons. Bases 1 to 1239 code for a protein of 412 amino acids. The record is from RefSeq and is a predicted model, not a curated record. Gene Ontology annotation, molecular function: NEDD8 activating enzyme activity. Lineage: Eukaryota; Fungi; Basidiomycota; Wallemiomycetes; Wallemiales; Wallemiaceae. Gene Ontology annotation, biological process: protein neddylation. Gene Ontology annotation, cellular component: nucleus; cytoplasm.
AUGUCCAGAUACGCAGAUAUUAACAAAGUACUCGAAAAGCCAGGUCCAUCUACCGACGAGUAUUUCCAAGCUGGUGACGAUGUGAAGAAGUUCUUGAGAGAGCAAUGCAAAGUUCUGAUCAUUGGUGCUGGAGGACUGGGCUGCGAAAUAGUCGCAAAUCUCGCUCUCACUGGGUUCUCUGAUCUUCAUAUCAUUGAUAUGGAUACAAUAGACGUUUCUAAUCUUAACCGUCAAUUCCUCUUCCGUUCCUCAGACGUUGGCAAAUCUAAAGCGAAAGCAGCUGCAGAGUUUAUCAUGAAGCGUAUACCGAAUGUUAAAGUAACAGCGCACCAUAACAAGAUACAGGACUUUGGCGAAGAUUUCUACAUGCAAUUCAACAUCGUCGUCUGUGGUUUAGAUAGCGUAGAAGCUAGACGCUGGAUAAACGCGACACUUUAUAAUAUGGUCGAUGACGACAAUCCAGAGUCAUUGAAACCAUUAAUUGAUGGUGGUACCGAAGGUUUUAAGGGUCAAUCUAGAGUUAUCUUGCCAACGAUUAGCAGUUGCUAUGAAUGUAGUCUCGAUAUGCUGACACCACCUACAACAUUUCCUAUCUGUACGAUCGCAAAUACCCCGCGCUUGCCUGAACAUUGUAUCGAAUGGGCUAGUGUAUUAGAGUGGCCAAAGGUAUUUCCCUCAAAAAAGCUCGACAAUGAUGAUCCAGAGCACAUCGAGUGGUUAUUGAGUAAAUCGCUAUCAAGAGCAAAGGAAUUCAACAUCGAAGGAGUCAAUUGGUCAUUGGUACAAGGUGUAGUCAAGAAUAUCAUACCAUCAGUCGCAUCUACUAAUGCAAUCAUCGCUGCUAGUUGCUGUAAUGAAGCAUUUAAGAUUGCAACUACUACAGCGCCUUAUCUAAACAAUUAUAUGAUGUUUAUCGGUAAUGAAGGUGUGUUUACUUACACUUUUGAGCAUCAAAAGCGUGAGAAUUGCGUCGUAUGCGGUGGAGAGUCAGUUGAUUUGGAAGUCAAAGAUGAGAUGAUUGUCGAAGAUCUAAUUGACAUCCUCAAGCAAAGGCAAGACUUCCAAGUAAGAAAACCAUCGCUGAGUAACGAUCAAGGUAACAUUUACCUUCAAUACCCACCACAGCUGGAAGAAUACACACGUCAAAAUUUAACAAAACCGUUAUCAGAGUACAAAGGACAAACAAUACUUGUCACUGAUGCUAACUUACCAUUCAAAUUAAGUCUGAGAUUAGUUUGA